Candidozyma haemuli is the source of this 516-nucleotide messenger RNA. RefSeq lists its product as uncharacterized. The record is from RefSeq and is a predicted model, not a curated record. Gene Ontology annotation, molecular function: RNA cap binding. Gene Ontology annotation, cellular component: P-body; Lsm1-7-Pat1 complex. NCBI's taxonomy places the organism in Eukaryota, Fungi, Ascomycota, Pichiomycetes, Serinales, Metschnikowiaceae. The transcript has a single exon. Gene Ontology annotation, biological process: deadenylation-dependent decapping of nuclear-transcribed mRNA. Bases 1 to 516 code for a protein of 171 amino acids.
AUGGCUUCGGUUCCACAGCUGCAGCCUCUGUCUCAGCAGUCACAGCAGUCACAAGACACGCUGACUUCCAACGAAGAAUUGUACCUUGAGUCGUAUGCAUUUACCACAGCAGCAGCGAUUGUCGGUUCAGUAGACAGAAAGAUCUUUGUGUUGUUGAGAGACGGAAGAAACGUGUUUGGCAUUUUAAGAACAUUUGACCAGUUUGCAAACUUGGUGUUACAGGACACUCUUGAAAGAAUUUACUUGCCUAAGGAGAAUGAACAAGCCCCAGAGAGAUUCGGUGAAGUGCCUAGAGGUGUUUUCAUGGUGAGAGGAGAGAACGUUGUCAUGCUUGGAGAGCUAGAUAUUGAUAGAGAAGACGAUCAUUUGAUGCAAAUGCAGCAAAUUCCAUUCGAGGCUGCCGAGGCAGAGAUGAAGGCCAGAAACACUGCCAGAAUCAAGGAGGAGUCCAGAAAGGCCAAGAACUACUUGAACAGGGGCCUCAUCCACGAUUUCCUGAGAACUGACUUGUACUAA